AUGCUGCCACAACAGCCCGUGCAGGUAGAGCUCGCCGUCAUGUUGCACCAUUUACUUGUUUCAUGGAAUGACCGGAAAGAACCUCGUCGUAUUCGCCAUCUGCCUGGCGCCAGACUAACCUGGAACCACACCCUUGCAGACGCCCCCUUUUCAGCCGAGCACGCCUGGUCCAUCGCGCGUAUUCGUUCCCUGCAGGCGACAAAGCCGGACUAG
Messenger RNA from Cordyceps militaris CM01, 213 nucleotides. RefSeq lists its product as uncharacterized. NCBI's taxonomy places the organism in Eukaryota, Fungi, Ascomycota, Sordariomycetes, Hypocreales, Cordycipitaceae. The record is from RefSeq and is a predicted model, not a curated record. The transcript has 2 exons. The coding region runs from base 1 to 213 and encodes 70 amino acids.